This is a messenger RNA of Notothenia coriiceps (black rockcod), 2315 nucleotides long. RefSeq names its product putative adenosylhomocysteinase 3. The record is from RefSeq and is a predicted model, not a curated record. The coding region runs from base 50 to 1591 and encodes 513 amino acids. NCBI's taxonomy places the organism in Eukaryota, Metazoa, Chordata, Actinopteri, Perciformes, Nototheniidae. Gene Ontology annotation, biological process: L-methionine cycle. The transcript is spliced from 17 exons. Gene Ontology annotation, cellular component: cytosol.
UGCAGCUGUGCAGAGUUACUGCAGUCAGUGUGAGAGCCGCUCUGCCAGCAUGAAGAAAGUUUACAGUCUAGUGAACAUAACUAAAGCCAAGGACCAGGAGGCCGUGCAGUCCAUCUGCAUCAAGCAAAUACAGUUCAAUGACCAGAAGCACGAAUUCAACAAACGUCCCGCCAACAUAGGUCGUCGCUCUUUGUCUCGAUCCAUCUCGCAGUCGUCUACUGACAGCUACAGUUCAGCGUGCAGCGGGAGCUCUGAGGAUGAGUCCUCUCCCCGAGACAAACCUCAGGCGACCUCAAAAGGCCUUUCUGACUUCUGCAUCAAAAACAUCCAGCAGGCUGAAUUUGGACGCAGAGAAAUAACGAUCGCAGAGCAAGAAAUGCCAGCGCUGAUGAUCCUGACGAAAAGAGCAGGAGGAGAGAAACCUCUGGCAGGAGCCAAAGUGAUGGGCUGCACACACAUCACACCACAGACAGCGGUGCUGAUGGAGACUCUCUCUCGGUUGGGGGCUCAGUGUCGCUGGGCGGCCUGUAACAUCUUCUCCACUCAGAACGCUGUGGCUGCUGCUCUGGCUGAAGGAGGCAUAUCAGUGUUUGCGUGGAAAGGAGAAUCAGAGGACGACUUCUGGUGGUGUAUUGACCGGUGUGUCGGAGCUGAGAGCUGGCAGCCCAACAUGAUCCUGGAUGACGGAGGAGACCUAACCUACUGGAUCCAGAAGAAGUACCCGAGCAUUUUCAAGAAGUUGAAAGGCAUCGUGGAGGAAAGUGUUACAGGAAUCUAUCGGUUAUACCAGCUGUCAAAGGCAGGCAGGCUGUGUGUGCCGGCCAUGAACGUUAACGACUCGGUGACUAAGCAGAAAUUUGACAACCUUUACUGCUGCAAGGAGUCCGUACUGGAUGGGUUGAGGAGAACCACUGACGUCAUGUUUGGAGGAAAGCAGGUGGUGGUGUGCGGAUAUGGGGAGGUUGGAAAAGGUUGCUGUGCUGCUCUGAAAGCAUUGGGUACUGUUGUCAACGUCACAGAAGCGGAUCCCAUUUGUGCCCUUCAGGCCUGCAUGGAUGGCUUCAGAGUGAUUCAACUGGGUGAAGUGGUCAGACAGGUGGACAUGGUCAUCACAUGCACAGGCAAUAAAAACGUGGUUGGUAGGGAACAUAUGGACAGAAUGAAGAAUGGCUGCAUAGUCUGCAACAUGGGACACUGCAGCACUGAGAUAGAUUUGGUAAGUCUACGAACAGCGGAGCUGAGGUGGGAGCGUGUGAGGCCUCAGGUGGAUCAUGUUAUCUGGCCUGAUGGCAGGAGAAUCGUCCUGCUGGCUGAGGGCCGUUUGCUGAAUCUGAGCUGCUCCACAGUGCCCUCUUUUGUCCUCUCCAUCACUGCUACGACUCAGGCUCUGGCUCUCAUAGAGCUUUACAGUGCUCCAGAAGGACGUUACAAACAGGACGUCUACCUGCUGCCAAAGAAAAUGGAUGAAUAUGUGGCCAGUCUUCACCUGCCAACGUUUGACGCUCACCUCACAGAGCUGACUGAUGAACAGGGCAAGUACCUGGGCAUCAGCAAACAUGGACCCUACAAACCCAACUACUACAGGUAUUAACCCUCUGGAUAUAAAGCUAUUGUGGAUUUGAUGUUGGAUGAAAACCUGCAGACAGAGCUCUGACGCCCUCUACAGUCCCACACUGACACAGACACGAUGUUACACAAACUUUGACUGAUUAUUUGUGUAUGGGUUUUAUGUCAUCAACUAUUUCUGGUUAUGAAUGUUAAUAGUGUCAAGAAUGUAAUCACAGUGAAUUAUUAAUUGAAUGUUAACAAGUCAUAAUAGUAAAAAAUACAUACAAAUUCUGAAUGGGAAUUAUGUAUUCAAUUGUUUGAAAAUAUAAUUUACUUACCGGAGCAGCAAUCGUUAAUGUAUUUUUAGGAGACCACAAGUAGAAUGAUAAGAAAUAAUUGAACAGCAGUGUUUGACAGCAGAAUAUCUACAGAUUACCUAUGAAGAGGAAAUGCAUGUAAGCAUUCAUACAAUAUUACAAUAGAAGAGCAUAUUUAGUCAUAAUUGAUGCUUUUCCCAAUUGUGUAAAACCAUUACAACAGCAUGGACAGUAUUUUAAGGUUAAUGUCAAUGUUCAUUACAAAGACACAACCUCACAGGUCUACAUAUUUUAUAUUAAAUCAUACUUUUUUUCAAUGAUUUAUGGUCAAACCUACAGGGCGAAGAAUGUAAAAAUGUUGUUACAAUUAAUUUUGAGACCUUUCAUAGAAAUUCAUCUAAAACAUCAUGUUAUCAAUAAUCGUUCAUUUCAUUAAAUAAAUACAUUUUA